This is a messenger RNA of Epinephelus lanceolatus (giant grouper), 1702 nucleotides long. RefSeq names its product nucleoside-triphosphatase, cancer-related (gene ntpcr). The record is from RefSeq and is a predicted model, not a curated record. NCBI's taxonomy places the organism in Eukaryota, Metazoa, Chordata, Actinopteri, Perciformes, Serranidae. Gene Ontology annotation, molecular function: ATP hydrolysis activity.
GGUGCCUACCGCGCAUGCGUUAGCUCGAUGUGUACGGAAGUACUGCAGCAGCAUGGUGAACGGUGCAAACUGAAAUGUUAAGACACGUUUUCCUGACAGGACCUCCAGGUGUGGGGAAAACCACUCUGGUCCAGAAAGCCUGCGAGGCUUUAGUGUCAUCAGGAGUGGGAGUUGAGGGUUUUUACACAGAGGAGGUCAGAGAGGGAGGCCGGAGAGUCGGCUUUGAUGUAGUCACAGUGACAGGAGAGAGGGGCCACCUGUCCAGAGUCAGAGACGCUGCUGGGUCAUCCCAUGGCAGACGGGAAUACACAGUUGGGCAGUAUGUGGUUGACUUGCCUUCAUUUGAAAACCUGGCUCUCCCCCUCUUCAGAAAUGUCGGGUCAGCAGAUGGGGGGAACAGGAAGGUGUUUGUCAUUGACGAGAUUGGCAAAAUGGAGCUCUUCAGCCAGUCGUUCAUCAGGGCGGUGAGACAGACUUUAGACAGCUCCUCUUGCACCAUCCUGGGCACCAUCCCCAUCCCCAAGGGUAAACCACUGGGUCUCGUGGAGGAGGUGCGGAGCAGGAGGGAUGUCAAGGUCUUCACUGUGUCAAAGGAAAACAGAAAUGCCAUUCUACAAGACAUUAUAGCAGCACUACAAAACUGUCUACAACAAACAGCCUGAUGAAACCUCUGCAUUUUUGUGCUGACAAGUUUUAUUUGUGUCGGUGCACAUACAGUACACACAGCCAGACUGUUCAGUGAAACUACACACACUUCCUAACUGGGUUUUUGACCUGACCUGAGGGGGCACAGCGAGCUGCUGGAAGAGUUAGUGUGUCACAUGCAUGUAUUUAUGUACUCAAUUCAUUUUUUUCCUUUCUCAUAAAGCCUCAAAAUGGAUUGCAUGCUGAAUAAUUGAUUGUGAGAUGGAGCACAACGGGGGAAUUGUUCAGUUAGUGUGUAAAUAUCCCGUGCUCUCAGAGUCAGACACUGCUAGUCCUUAAAACAGCUGCGUUUUAUUUUUUUAUUCAGCUGUUGGUCUUACAGAGAUUCCAGCAGGCAAUUCUAAUAUUAAUUCAUCCACAAGGACAAGUGCUGCUAAUUCUUUCAUAACGGGGCAAACAAAGCAGUGCCCCUGUUUAUUCAUUUAGUUCUGUGCUGUGUGAGCCCCCCCCCCCUAUUGUGUUUGUCUAGUCAACCUGAGGAUGUGCUCAUUGAAAAUCAAUCAAUAUUUAACGGUGGAGCUAUGUCCAAUCCUUUCAUGGUUUAUUCAUCCACUAGCAUGAAGGAAGAAAUGGAAAAAUAAACAGUUACUGUCUCUCUGCAAUGAGAUUGUUUUUCUCUGGUUAUCAUUUCUUCUGUUUAAAGAUGGAAACUGUUCAUUUAUUCAGCAGUUGCAAAUGUUUUCAUAGCGAUGGUAAGCUUCAGUGUUGUUUUCAAAAUAAAUAUGAUUCUCUUUUGUUUUGGGGAUUUUGUGCUCCAUCCUGGGAGAUAAUGGCAUCUCUGUCCAUGUGCAGCCAGAUUACAGUGAAGGAUAAAUAGUAUCACUGACUAUAGGAUUUCUGAGAUGUCAGAGUGCAUUUAUGAAGGAUUUAUUACAGUAGUGCAGCUCAAAAGAGGUCUCUGAACGAUUUUACAGCUAUAGAACGAGGCAUGUUGUCAAACUUGAAGUGAAGCUCUCUGCGACUGUCAACAAACACAUUAAAUCUGGCAUAUUAACAC